GGCCUCUCAACUGCCUACGCUCAAUUCGUCUCCACUCUUCUCUUUCUCAUCCCUCGUUUCGUUUUUCUCUUUUCUUCCUUCUCUCUUGUGUGUCACCCAUCACAUAUCACAUACAUCCUUCACAAUGGCCGCUAAGAUCGAUGCUCCCGCUGCUGCCCCUGCUCCCCAGCUGUCUGGGCUUCAGCUCUAUUCCAGAUUCGCCUUCGCUGGUGCUGUCUGCUGCUCCAUCACCCACGGUGCUCUCACUCCCGUCGAUGUCGUCAAGACCAGAAUCCAGCUUGACCCCGUCACAUACAACCGUGGUAUGAUCGGUGGCUUCCGCCAGGUCAUUGCCAACGAGGGUGCUGGCGCUCUCCUUACCGGUUUCGGUCCCACCGCUGCCGGUUACUUCCUCCAGGGUGCUUUCAAGUUCGGCGGUUACGAGUUCUUCAAGCAGCAGUGGAUUAACCAGCUCGGUUACGAGUCUGCCUCCAAGAACCGCACUGCCAUCUACCUCGCCUCUUCCGCUACCGCUGAAUUCUUCGCCGACAUUGCCCUCUGCCCUCUGGAAGCUACUCGUAUCCGUCUUGUCUCUCAGCCUGAGUUCGCCAGCGGUCUUUUGAGCGGUUUCUCCAAGAUCCUCAAGAACGAGGGUGUCGGUGCUUUCUACUCUGGUUUCGGUCCCAUCCUCUUCAAGCAGGUCCCCUACACCAUGGCCAAGUUCGUCGCUUUCGAGAAGUUCUCUGAGGCUAUCUACGGCGUUGUCGACAAGAACACCCUCUCUGAUGGUGGCAAGACUGUUGUCAACCUUGGUUCUGGUCUCCUUGCUGGUUUCGCCGCUGCCAUCGUCUCCCAGCCCGCUGACACCAUGCUGAGCAAGAUCAACAAGACCCAGGGUCUCCCUGGUGAGGGUACCACCACCCGCCUCAUCAAGAUCGCCAAGGAACUUGGUCUCAAGGGUUCCUUCUCUGGUAUCGGUGCUCGUCUCUUCAUGAUUGGUACCAUCACUGCCGGUCAGUUUGCCAUCUACGGAGACAUCAAGCGUUUGCUCGGUGCCACCGGUGGUGUUGAGAUUGCUCCCUCCAAAUAGACGUGAGUGGGAUUGUGAUUGUUUUGGUGUAUUAUAUCGCGCACUAGAUUUGCCUUAUACAUUGUUCUAGUAGAUUUUUCACUGAAAAGUCUUUUUAACGACCAUUCUAUUUUAGAAUAUAUUACUUUGCCAGAUG
Aspergillus nidulans FGSC A4 is the source of this 1205-nucleotide messenger RNA. Its product is annotated as putative mitochondrial phosphate carrier protein (Mir1). The record is from RefSeq and is a predicted model, not a curated record. Gene Ontology annotation, cellular component: membrane; mitochondrial inner membrane. Gene Ontology annotation, biological process: mitochondrial phosphate ion transmembrane transport; transmembrane transport. The transcript has 4 exons. NCBI's taxonomy places the organism in Eukaryota, Fungi, Ascomycota, Eurotiomycetes, Eurotiales, Aspergillaceae. Gene Ontology annotation, molecular function: phosphate transmembrane transporter activity. Bases 125 to 1069 code for a protein of 314 amino acids.